Molecule: messenger RNA, 1970 nt
Organism: Styela clava
Lineage: Eukaryota; Metazoa; Chordata; Ascidiacea; Stolidobranchia; Styelidae
Source: RefSeq, a predicted model, not a curated record
AUAGGUUGUCGUGAAAUUGAGCUGAGUAGUGCAAGGAGUAUUUUUGUAUAAAUACUUGUUAACGUUCUAAAGCAGGGCACGGUUUUUGGAUCAGGGGCCAAGAAUUUUGCACACCUAGACUGGCGGGCCAUAGAAACAGAGAAAAAUAUCAAUAAAAGAUGCAAUACACGGUCGAUAUUUUAUUAGCAGUUAAAAGCUGUGCAAUAUUUGUUCUAGUCACCGUUUUUGUGUGGUGGCGCAGUAAUCGGAAGUCCGGUCCUCCACCUGGACCGACAGGAUUGCCACUGUUAGGAUAUAUUCCAUUUAUGGGCAAGAAACCUCAAGAUACUUUGGCGAAGCUUAGAAAACAAUACGGUUCAAUUUAUACUCUACCUCUUGGAAGCAGAACAUUUGUAGUUUUAAAUGAUUUCGAUACAAUUCAUGAGGCUUUGAUGAAAAAGGGAAACGCAAUCUCCGAUAAAGAUCCUUCGCCUAUAAUACGUUGGUUUGGUGGAGAUAUGGGCUACGUAUGGCGAAGUUAUUCCAACAGUUAUAGACGUUUACGAAAAUUCGGUAUAACAACACUAAAAGGAUUUGGUGUUGGGAAGCGAAGCAUGGAAGAUCGUGUGAAUGAAGAAGUUAGAUAUUUAUCAGAAAUUAUAAUGUCUAAACAUGGACGAUCCUUUGAUGUCACCAAUCAUCUUGGAAACGCUGCGAUCAAUAUAAUAAUGAGUAUAGUCAGUGGAAAUAGGGUAGAUUACGAAAGCGAGCCUUUCAAAACAAUGUUGGAUAUGAAUGCAAAAAGAUUUGGCGAAAACAGCGGUCGGAUGCAAAAGAUACAAUUUUUUCCUCUACUCCGUUAUCUACCAGGGUAUUCAAAAGUUUUUCAAGACACAAUUGAGCAAGUAAAAGUUACAAAAGGAAUCGUAAGAUCAACGAUUGAAAAUCAUAUAAAGACAUUCGACCCAAACGACAUUCGAGAUUUCAUCGAUGCUUUUUUGAAGGAAAUGAAAAAAGAAGAAACUCAACCUUUCACGAGAGAGAUAUUAGAUGCUGUCAUACGAGAUUUAUUCAACGCUGGAUCAGAAACCACAACUACAGCUUUACGUUGGUGCUUACUCUACCUCGCCAAACAUCAAGAAUAUCAGAAACGUCUACGAGAUGAAAUAAAGACUCAUUGCGGCACAGCUGGUCCGAUUUCAAUGGAAAAUCGAUCAAAUAUGCAUCUAACAAGUUCAUUUAUACAUGAAGUCCAACGAUACAAACCUCUAGCAAUUUUGUUACCUCGAAAAACCACUGAAAUCGUUUCUUUAGGCGGAUACACUUUUCCAACAAAUACUUUAAUGAUGAUAAACCUAUGGGAAGUUCAUCGAGAUCCGAAGACAUUCAACAAUCCAAAUGAACUUCAACCUGAACGAUUUCUCGACAACGAGGGAAAGUUUUCAAAACAUAGUCACGUGAUUCCUUUCUCAAUCGGUCCGAGAAAUUGUAUUGGGAUGCAUUUAGCGGAAAUGGAACUUUUUGUUAUUUUGUCGGGACUUCUUCGAAAUUUCAAAAUCUCCGAGGAUCCAAAAUAUCCAUUACCUUCGUUUACACAGGGUCACUAUGGAAUGUUGUAUCACCCUCUCCCUUACAAAUUAUCUUUUGAGGUCGAGUAGUAGGAUCGGUUUCAUCAUAUGUGUGUCCACAACAUUGAUUUUGAAGAAAUGCAAUUUAUUCAUUUGUCAUACAUUCAUUGUUUUUUAAUUGGCUGGUACAAAAAUUUAUCAGCACUGUCGAAAAUACUACCUGAAGUUUUUUUCUCUAAAUUAUUAACAUAAUAUAGACUGUAAUAUUUACCCAGUUGUCUGUACUAAUCAUUUAUUUAUAUGUUGCAUGUAAAAAAGUAGCGUAAAUUGAUAACACAACAAAUAUUUAGUUGGCGUUUUGGAUUUAUUUUGCUGAAUGUUUCUAUGUAAAUGCAAUAAAAUAAAUGACAAUAAUGAAUGCAA